Molecule: messenger RNA, 2622 nt
Organism: Cladocopium goreaui
Lineage: Eukaryota; Dinophyceae; Suessiales; Symbiodiniaceae
Source: the annotation of a GenBank genome assembly
AUGGACGAUCGAGCCACAAAGCUCCUGUUGGGAUGCCCUUUGCACCUUCAGAGACGCGUCAUAGACACCUUCGAUCCCAAAAACAAGCAGGAGGUGGACUACUCACGUCAGGUAACAGGUUACAUUCGAAGCCUGCAUGGGGAGGACAUGGCCGGCCGGAAACGUGGCUACGAGGAGGAUCAUGAUGGAGGGAUGGUAGGCAAGCGCGCGCGGGUGGAUGUGGCUUUUCCAACAGAAGAAGAAAUUACUCAGUUCUGUACACGUUAUCCCAUUGAUGAUCGGGCUUUUGAUUAUCUUCUCAGUUCCGAUGCUGCUGUCCAGCAGAAGGUGCUGUCGGAAUUCAGACCGAAGGUUGAAAACGAACCUGACUAUUCCUCACUGGUCACUUCGUUGGUGAAGAAGAUGCGAGCGGUCGUUGGCACCACGGCACACACGCCUGGCGCUCCAGGUCAUUCAGCAGGUCCCACUCUGGAGAGGCUGAGAGAGUUCAAAGACCGCUUUCCUAUGGACGAGCGGGCUUGGGAUUUCUUGCUCCUGGCAUCUGGCCAUGUUCAAGAGAUCGUGGUGAACGAGUUCAAGCCUCGCCGCCCCGACGAUGCCGAGUUCUCUGCAGCGGCAGGGGACCAAGGGUAUCUCACAAGGCCUCAAGAUGAAGAAUCCCCGCCAGCGAUGGUAGACUUCGCGCUAGCCUCCCGGCAUUGCUGUGGAGAUGGGGACUAUAUCGUCGCUCUGGACACAGCGCGCGGCAGACUGGUGGCAGCAGCGCAGUCCCGAAAGGGCUCCGGCUACGUGGACGUUCUGAGCCAGGACUUGCGCGCGAUAGAGCGGCUACAGGUGGCAGCCAGCCACCUGGCCUGCUACGAGGACACCAUGGUGGCUUGCUGUAAGGAUGGUUCAGUAAAGCUUUGGGACCUUCGAGUGGGGGGGCGCUCUGCCCAGCGGACCCUUUUGGAAGACUUGGAUGAGCCUCCAGUGUCUGUGGCAGUUGCUGAUGGUAUUUGUGCUUGUGCCGUGGGCACAUCCGUGAUGCUUCUUGACACGUCAUCCGGCGAGGAGAUCGCAAACUUUGAGGACACCCACUCAAAGGCAGUGUCCUGCCUCCGGUUUCAUCCCAGGGUCCCAGCCCACUUGGUGACAGCUGGGGAUGAUGGACUCCUGUGUGUGCUGGACACCGAGCGGAUGCCUUCGGAGGAUGACUACUUGCGCCUUGCCAUGAACAGCGAAGAAUCCGUGGAGCGCUUCAGCUUCGCAGCCGAUGGUGGCGUGCUGUGUAGCAUCUCCACCAGCGAUGUGCUGCAGCUGUGGAGUCUACAGGCGCCCAGGGAAGGUCAACGCUGUGGGCGCCUGGAGCGCUUGCGCAGCGAGGAACACGUGCAGGUGGGCGAAUCCGACGGCCAUGUGGUAAAUGUCCUCUAUAACAAUCGCUUGGGAUCGGCGUACGUGCUGAUGAGCAGCGUUAGAGGGAAAUUGUGCUUGUACCAUUUGAACCUGGAGGGCGCCACCUACACGUCUGACCUGAAGGAUGGUAAAGGUGGGCACAAAGCUCUGGUCCGAGUGUCCAGUGGCUUUGCUGAGAACACUUUCGUCACUGGUGGAGAGGAUGGCAAUCUGUGCCUUUGGCGGGCAAGAGAUGCUACAGGCACUGCAGGACCAGUGACCAACGAUGUGCCCCACCAGUGCAUCGACCGAAGGACUCUUCAGAUCACCCCACAGCCUCCACAGCUGGGAAGAGGCGACUUCAGCAACGAUUUGCCGAGAGCCUCAAGCAGAGUGCCAUCGCAACGGCCAUCAGACCGGAGAUUCCGCCUGGAGUUCAGCUGCGAUGCCACGGUGCAACGCUGGGCCCGAAAAAGGAUGCCAGCCACAGCUGCGACCUGUAGAGUGGAGCGUUCCUUUUGUAUCUCUGUUUUUGAGGUGACAGCCUUUGCCGUGGCCUCAGCCGUAGCAACAAGACCACCACUAUCUGUAGGUGAGGUCCAUGUCAAAGCCACACAUGGACAGCAACUGCAUCAGCUAAGAGCUCAGGAGACCGACUAUUCGCGCCAGAUCACGGCUUUUUUAAACCUCCGCUCAAAGACUUCGCAAGGUGGCGGGGCCCCGAGGGAAGCGCCACCCUGGCGCCUCCGGGAUGGCGAGGCACAUCCACGAGGCUUUGGUGGGCACAGAGACGAUGGAAAAGGAGAUGGCAAAGGGGAUGGGAAAGGAGGUGGCCGCCUUCGAGCGUUCAGGGCGCGUUACCCGAUGGAUGACCGAGCCUUCGACUAUCUCCAACAGGCCGAGCUCCCGGUGCAGGAGAUGUUCCUGGCCGAAUUUCAGCCGAAACGACGUGGAAAGGAUGAUGACUAUUCUGCUUCUGUGACCAGCUUCUUGAAAGUGGUGAGAAACAAGAUCGCCAACAGCGGUCACGCCCACACGAACGCGCCUGUAAGUGGAGGUGAUGAUAAUCUGCUGGAAGGCUUUCGAAGGCGAUACCCCAUGGAUGACAGAGCCUUUGAGUAUCUGUGCCAGCAAAGAGAAGAUGUCAGGCGAAAGGCCGUGGAGACCUUCAGGCCAAAGUUCGAAGGAGAAGCAGACUACUCAAGUCUGGUGACAUCCUUCGUAAAAUCAUGCCGAAAAUGGUGA